CCGUUUUGCUCCAAUUGAAUGAAAGAUUUGAGUUUCAAAGACCUUGAUGAACACAGUUGAUGUAGUCAGAGUCUUGAUGCUUCUCCAUGUUUCUGGUUUCUCCUCAGGACUCUGUGCUGAACUCCAUUCAGGAGGUUCAGAGGAAUUCAGGCUGGUGGGAGGAGCCAGUCGCUGCACUGGCAGACUGGAGAGGAAGGUUCUGGAAGAAUGGGAAGAAGAGGUUGAAAACUAUGAUAAUCAGAGCUGGAACUUGGAGCGUUUGGAUGAUGUGUGCAAAUCACUCAACUGUGGAUCUGUGGUGUCUAUGAGGAGAAUUGAAACGUCUUAUUCUUUUGAGUUUAACGUGGAGGUCAUCUGUUCAGACUCCAUCAGGCUGGUGAACCAUCUGUGCUCAGGCAGGCUGGAGGUGAUGCUGAACGGCUCGUGGUCCUCAGUGAAUGAAGAUGACUUUGACCAGCAGGAUGCAGAGGUGGUCUGUAGGGAGCUGGGAUGUGGGCCUCCAUCAGGCCUCCAGGGGGCGUUCUAUGGAGAAACGGAGGCUCCAGAGUGGAGCAGAGACUUCCUCUGUGAAGGUCAUGAGUCUGCUCUCCUGAAAUGUAGAAGCUCUGUUCAAAAAUAUUCUGGAAAAGCUGCUGGACUCACCUGCUCAGAUUCUGGAAACAUUCGGUUGGUUGGUGGAGACCAUUAUUGUACUGGAAAACUGAAUAUGAAGUACAAAGGAGAAUGGAUACUUGUUGGUGGCUCACACAUUAACAUGAAGUUUGCAGAGUCUGUAUGUGAACUGUUGGACUGUGGUUCAUUAAUCACAUUCAGAGGAAGACGACAAGACUCUAGAGACACUAUCUGGGGACUGGAUGAUAGUUGUGAUAGAUCUAAUUUAAUGAAGUGCAGGAAAUUCAUUGAUCAAGGCUGUGAUUUUUAUGAGAUCACCUGCUCAGAAUCCAUCAGGCUGGUGAACGGAGACAAUCAGUGUUCAGGCAGGCUGGAGGUGAAGUCUAACAACUGGUGGUCCAUAGUGUGUGAAGGUGACUUUGACCAGCAUGAUGCAGAGGUGGUCUGUAGGGAGCUGGACUGUGGGGUUCCUUCAUUCCUCCAGGGGGCGCUCUAUGGAGAAACAGAGGCUCCAGAGUGGAGCAGAGACUUCCUCUGUAAAGGUCAUGAGUCUGCUUUACUCGACUGUAAAAGUAGCAGUUCAUCUCAGAAGUUCUGUUCUUCUGGUAAAGCUGUUGAACUCACCUGUUCAGGCCGUUUAAAGUUGGUGGGAAUGACCAGCCGCUGUGCUGGGGUUCUGGAAAUGUUCAACCACAGAGAGUGGAGACCAGUGGAUGUCGGUGAAUCACAGAAAAGCUGGAAUCACGAAGACGCAACUGCAGUGUGCUCACAGCUGGGUUGUGGUUUUGCUGUGUUCCAAGAGAUCACACACAAUUCUACACUGACAAAUAAAUGGAGGAUCAGCGCCUCCUGUUUGAAGUCACUUUCUAAUGACUGUUUUCUUCAUUUUGUGAAUUUAUUCACCAAUUGCAAACUGGAGGUAUCAUGUUCAGAUUCCCUGGAAAGUCCAAACAUCUCCGUCUCUUCCAGCUGUGGGGUCUCCAAGGCUAGAAAUCAGGGGUUGCAGAUCUUCUUUGGUACCAGUUUCAGCAUCAUUUGCUCCUCCCAUCAUCUGUACCAAGGCGGGAUCUUCCAGCUCAUCUUCAACAACUCCACCACAACUCUGAACAACACCCUGCCGGCUGUCAAUAACUCCGCCCUCUUCUCAUUCUUGGAGGCGAGCCACGCCCACCAAGGAGAUUACAUCUGUGUUCACCACGUCCACAUCAACUCCCAAAACCUGACGCUCCAAAGCCAGCAGCUGAGUCUGACUGUUUUAGUUUCAGUUUCUGGGACUGAAUUCAUCAUCAGACAUGUUGUGGUCCUGCUGAUCAUGGUGGUUUCAACAUCUGCCCUCUACGUCUACUUUAAGACCAAGAGCAGGCGGAUGCAGGAACCCAAGAGAAACCGUCCUGUUGAUGAUGGUCCAGCUCUGAGGCCAAGAGAGAGGAGGAGACUGCGGGAGAACUGAAAACACACACUCAGCAUUUCAGGAAAUGAGGUUUCUGAAGUGGAGACGAUUAUCAUUUGAUUACAGUUGGAAAAUAUAUAUUUUUUACUAACAUGUUAAAGUCUGUUAAAAACAAAUAUUUGUGAUCUGGAAAAGGCAGUCUGCAGUAAAAUGUUCCAGAAAAACA
This is a messenger RNA of Oryzias melastigma (Indian medaka), 2228 nucleotides long. RefSeq names its product scavenger receptor cysteine-rich type 1 protein M130. The record is from RefSeq and is a predicted model, not a curated record. NCBI's taxonomy places the organism in Eukaryota, Metazoa, Chordata, Actinopteri, Beloniformes, Adrianichthyidae. Bases 47 to 2062 code for a protein of 671 amino acids. Gene Ontology annotation, cellular component: membrane. The transcript has 9 exons.